This is a messenger RNA of Xiphophorus maculatus (southern platyfish), 5325 nucleotides long. RefSeq names its product tyrosine-protein phosphatase non-receptor type 11-like (gene ptpn11b). Gene Ontology annotation, biological process: protein dephosphorylation. The transcript is spliced from 16 exons. The record is from RefSeq and is a predicted model, not a curated record. The coding region runs from base 539 to 2323 and encodes 594 amino acids. Gene Ontology annotation, molecular function: protein tyrosine phosphatase activity. NCBI's taxonomy places the organism in Eukaryota, Metazoa, Chordata, Actinopteri, Cyprinodontiformes, Poeciliidae.
UUCAUCUGAUUUAAUUAAAAACAGUGAAGGGCAGUGCGUUAUUUUAUCGGUUUCAAUAAGUUGUUUGAGCUGAAUAUGACCGAGUGGACUUACAUUGAGUCACGGUUUUUUGCCCUAUAACUGCUGAUGCUAGAGUUUGUUUUCAGAGUGAAUGCAUUGACUGUAUGCGAUCUGCUGGGUUUCCUUACACUGAAAACGUUUUAACCUAAUUUGAAGAAUGACCUGAACUUAACACACUGUUUGGUAACAAGAAUCAAUUGGAAUGUAUGUGUGAUUAACUUUAAAUAACUUUUUUGUAAAGUGCCUCAAGAUUAAAUUUGUUGUGAUUAAAUGAACUUGUUGAAUUUGUGAUUAAAUUUGUUUGCUCUUGGAGCAAACCUUUUCUGAUGCUUUUAUUGUGACAGGUGCUAACCGGAAGCAGUGUCAGUGAUCACUUGUAGCUGAACGCCGGGGUCCUGCGGAGCUCCGUAUCCGCUCAUCGACUCAGCAGAGAUAGGACGGGAUCACUGGGGAUACUUGACAACUUUCAGAGUCUGCUAUGACAUCUCGCAGGUGGUUCCAUCCCAACAUCACUGGAAUCGAGGCAGAGCAGGUCUUGUUGACCCGGGGCGUCCACGGCAGUUUCCUGGCCCGGCCCAGCAAGAGCAAUCCUGGGGAUUUUACCCUGUCUGUCAGGCGUAACAAUGAGGUGACCCACAUUAAGAUCCAGAACUCGGGGGACUACUAUGACCUGUAUGGCGGCGAGAAGUUUGCCACGCUAGCCGAGCUGGUGCAGUAUUACACUGAACAGCAGGACCUGCUGCGCGAGAGGAAUGGCCACGUCAUCGAGCUGAAGUAUCCACUCAACUGCAAGGAUCCCACAUCUGAAAGGUGGUACCAUGGUCACCUCACUGGGAGAGAUGCAGAGAAACUCCUCACAGAAAAAGGCAAAGCCGGCAGCUUUCUGGUCCGGGAGAGUCAGAGUAAACCCGGAGACUUUGUCCUGUCGGUUCUCACCAACGAGGAGAAACACGACAACAUCGACCGCAAAACCAAAGUCACACACGUUAUGAUUCGCUUCCAGGAAGGCAAGUAUGAUGUGGGAGGUGGUGAACGGUUUGACACGUUGGCCGAUCUGGUGGAUCAUUACAAGAAGAACCCCAUGGUGGAAAAAAGCGGCAUUGUAGUGCAUCUCAAACAGCCUUUUAACGCCACGAGGAUAAAUGCUGCCAACAUCGAGAACCGGGUACGAGAACUCAACAAAGUAGCAGACAACUCAGAGAAGCCAAAACAAGGAUUCUGGGAGGAGUUUGAGGUACUUCAGCAGCAAGAGUGCAAACUGCUGUAUCCCCGGAAAGAGGGCCAGAAGCCAGAAAACAAGAGUAAAAACAGAUACAAGAACAUCCUCCCCUUCGACACAACGCGAGUUGUGAUUAAAGAUUCUGAAUCAGACUCUCCAGGUUCGGAUUACAUCAACGCUAACUAUAUCAGAAACGUGAGUGAAGACGGGCGGCAUGUGGAGGAGAGUAAAGUCUUCAUUGCCACCCAGGGCUGCCUGCAGAACACGGUGAACGACUUCUGGAAGAUGGUGUAUCAGGAGAAUGCUCACGUCAUCGUCAUGACGACCAAGGAGAUGGAGCGGGGAAGGAACAAAUGCGUCCGGUACUGGCCGGACCUCAAUGGCACUAAAGAGUUUGGGAAAGUCCUGGUGAGGAAUGUGGAAGAGCAGCCGGCGCAGGACUACAUCCUGAGGAAGCUGGAGGUGACGCGCCUGGACAGGAAGGAGCCUCUGCGGUACAUCUGGCACUACCAGUACCUGAGCUGGCCGGACCACGGCGUCCCCAACGAGCCCGGCGGCGUCCUCUGGUUCCUGGAGGAAGUCAACUGCACACAGAGCACCAUUAAGGAUACUGGACCCAUUGUCGUCCACUGCAGCGCGGGCAUCGGCAGAACCGGCACCAUCAUCGUCAUCGACAUCCUCAUCGACAUCAUCAACCGCCAAGGGCUGGACUGUGACAUCGACAUCCCAAAGACCAUCCAGAUGGUCCGGCAGCAGCGGUCCGGCAUGGUCCAGACUGAGGCACAAUACAAGUUCAUCUACAUGGCGGUGCAGCAGUACAUAGACACGGUCCAGAAGAGGCUGGAGGAGGAGCAGAGGAAUAAAAUGAAGGAGAGAGAAUAUUCAAACAUCAAGUAUCCACAGAUGACCAACUCCAGGUCUAAGCACAACAUGGCAUCCUCCAGGUCUUCUUCAGUAAUGACAAAUGAUGAUUCUUCAAGCGUGUACGAGAAUAUAAACUUCAGAACCCCCCAGGCAUCGUUCAGUAGUAACACCAGGAGAUAAAAUGGCUGCUGCAGAGCUGCUUCUCUCUUAUCUGCCUCCUGCUUCAGCAGCGCUGUUGCUGGCCAGAGUCUGUAAAAAUCCUUUUUGGGGCUGACAGGAAGUGAUGCGUUAAUGGGCCCCAGCCUCGGCCUGAAGGCAGCGAGCUGACUCCUCUCCUGCUGCCAUGCUGCUGACCUCUGACCCUGUGACCAGAGGACCCUCCACUCUGUCCCGUCAGAACCAGCUCCAGUGCCUUGUGACAGGAAGUGUCUGUAACCCUUAGCCCCUCCCCCACCCGUUUCUCCUCUUUUUUUCUUCCACAGACCUCCAAAUCGAAGCUAAUCCGCUAAACUGCACUUGCUGGAUGCGACAUCAGGCGGCAGGUCUGACCCGAAGCGGGUUUGUGGGAUCCGAGCCGAGGUCAGAGCCCAGCUGCUCUUCCAGCCAUUUGAACUUUCAACUUUACAUUGUUUUCGCGGGGCGAGCUGCAGGGUUUAUUAACGCGGCUGCUGAGUGAUGGAAGGGUCCCAAGGCUCAGGAAGGGCACCAAGCCCCACCCUUCAGAUAUAUGUAGACUGUGGUGUGUGUGUGUGUGUGAAGUGUGUGUGAGGACGACGAUGUGCUGCGAUCUGCUGCUGGACGCGCUGGUUCUGUUCCUGAGCACAGAGAGAGACGACUUCAGGAACAUCUCUGUCUCGUCUUCAGGUUUUCCUCUAACACACAAAUUAUCGGCGUGUUUGUUCUUCCCUUCAACGCAUUACCGUUUCAUUGUGUGUGACGAUGGUUUAAAGGUCAUGUAUAAACUUUAUUUUAGGGUCUUUCUAAAAGCGGAACUUCAGUUCACAUUUCCUGACAUAAAUAGUGAAUGGUGAAUGAACUCUAAUAGCUCAGCGUCAGGAUGGGAUUGGCAAAAGGAGAUGAGGAAACGGGCCGAUUGCAGCGGCCCAGAUGGCCAUCUGCCUGAGAUUAAAGAAUAGAUUUGUCUCUGAAAAGUAAUUUAGAAGACGACUGUAAUCCAGGUCUGAUGCCAGCCGGCCGAGUAAAGCGACAUCAUUUAUGGGAUAAGUAGAGUGGUGCUGUAGAGCAACGAGCCCUCUGCACUUUCCCGCAGAUUGUUGGAUAUUUUUAGCCUCCUGAAUCCAAAAUAACCCGGUCCGGUUCAAGGCGAGAGUAAAUUCCUCCUUCAACCUUCACAACCUUCAUGUUUCAAGCAAAAACAUCACAGAGUUUUAUUUGGAUUUUCUUUGAUAGAUGGACACAAAGAGCUGCCUGAAGGAAAAUCAUGGUUUAAAAGUGUUUAAAAGAGGAAAUAUCUGAAAAGUUUGGUGUGCAGUUGUAUGAACCCACUUUACCCUGACACCCCUAAAUAAUCUCAAGUUGCUCUCAGAAGUUGGGUCUACUGGUGAUUACUGCAUCAUUUCUCUCUUUAUUGCUCAUUUGCAUAAGCAAACAUUGAACAUUAUAACAUUUUCAGCCUUAGCUCAUCUGUUUCAAAUCUUCAGGUAAAUUAAUUUCACAUAUUAAUGAUUUUCACAGACAAAUAAGGUUUCAUGAAAAUGUACCUUACAGUUCCUGGAUGAACCUUCAGGUCUGAGGGAAAGAUGAGCUUUCAUUAAAAAUAAGGGAAAGUUUUUCAUUUUUAGUGAAAACCUGCAGGUUUUCUGUCCAAAGCGUUAAUAUUUGGGUUUGAUGUUGUUUUGGUGAUUGUUGCCGUCGCCCAGUAGCUUCAGUGGAGCAACAUUCUUUAAUUUCUCUGAAUGUUUUCAGGUUUUAUUUUGCAACUCUGCUCACUAAUUUCAUGUUUGUUUGGUUGUUUUUUUUAUAUUUGAAAUGAGAAUUGAGAACAAAACCAGAACACUAGACUUCUGAAACUGGCUCAAUGUGUUGACCUUUGACUUUCAAUUGAAAAAUAUAUCAAAUUAUUCACUUUCACUGACUACUACUGCAGGCCAAACAUUUCGGAAUUGUAUUUGUGAAAAGAAAAAUUCAAGGAAAUUUCCUUAAAGUUUAAAGGAGUAUGAAUUAUGCACCACCUGCCCCAGGCGUCUUAGUGCCCCUCUCCCAGUUGCCCCAGCUCAACACAAACAGCUCAGGGUUUGACCCCAGGGAUUAAAUCCUGCAUGUCAGGAUCUUCAUGAAAAUAUCCAACGUUUGGAAAAGUUGUCACCCUUCUGACCUCAGAUCUGAGGAGUUUAAUACAAACUGAACUUCUGUCCAGCCGAAUGGCUCAAACACAGACGUGAUUCAUGGUGGAACUAAUAAUACUCUCAGCACUGCACUGAAAUGAUUCUAAUGUAGAAAAGUUUGAAUGUAACUCCAGCAGCCAUUUUGUUUCCCUCGUUUUAAAGUUUGAAGGUUUUUCAUGGUCUAACUACUGAAAUGCUGUUUAAUAAAUGAUUUGUAGUUAAUAGCUCUGGUUCAGUGAUUGAAAGCUGCCUCUGCUCUGCACUGCCUGUUUCAAAUGCUGCACUGCUCCAUGUUCAUUAUAAUGUGUUUCUCUUCCUGUGCAAAAAGGAAAGGGAAUCUGUUUCCUGUUUUGUUUGCUCUGAGUAACUUUGCUCUGUUUCUCACAUUGUGUCUGAUUUGGUGAAACUUUAGUACUUGAAAGUGUGAGCUGUUUUUUCUCAGGUUGUGUGGAAGUCCAUCAGACGUGUUUUUGUUUGUGCACUAUGCUGUUCACGUGUUUUCCUUCAGACUCGUUUUCUUUCAUUCAUCCUUGCAUUUCUGUUUGGUAUGGAGGUUUUAUUUUUCUCACCAUGUUUUGAUGACUGAAUCGGUGGAGGGCUGCAGUCAUGACACCGAGUUUUAUUUCAGCUGGUCCUCUGACAUUUUACUUGAACUUGUUGAUGUGAUUUUUGUUGGAUUCCCUGACGUUGUCCUCCAUGUUUCCUGUUCGUCUUGCACUGGCUCCGCCCACACGCCUUUUUGGGAGUUUUGGCUUCAACUGUGUGAUGAGCUGUCUGAAACUGCCUCUAAUAUCAUAUACUGAAUAAAACACUUUAUGAUGCCGCAGUAUGCCAAGU